ACGGGGGAUGAGGUGUCCUCCAAAUUCAUGAUGAUGUGACUAAGAACCUGGCCGAGUAAGAAGCCCACUUCAGCCUCGGUCCUCCUCCCCGGAGUCACAGUGAUGGGUGUGGCUGACACUCUCCUCAGCAGUGUGCGGCACCGAGCAGCCAGAGGGAAGCACGUCUCCUGCUCGCUGACUGACACAGCCCGACUACUCUCCAUGCACCGGGUGCCUCAGCACUGCUGACUGACUGGAGCCAGGACUACUCUCCGUGCACCCUGUGCCUCAGCACUGCUGACUGACUGGAGUCAGGACUACUCUCCGUGCACCCUGUGCCUCAGCACUGCUGACUGACUGGAGCCAGGACUACUCUCCAUUCACCGUGUGCCUCAGCACUGCUGACUGACUGGAGCCAGGACUACUCUCCAUGCACCCUGUGCCUCAGCACUGCUGACUGACACAGUUCGACUACUCUCCAUGCACCGUGUGCCUCAGCACUGCUGACUGACUGGAGCCAGGACUACUCUCCAUGCACCCUGUGCCUCAGCACUGCUGACUGACACAGCUUGGCUACUCUCCAUGCACCCUGUGCCUCAGCACUGCUGACUGACUGGAGCCAGGACUACUCUCCAUGCACCGUGUGCCUCAGCACUGCUGACUGACUGGAGCCAGGACUACUCUCCAUUCACCGUGUGCCUCAGCACUGCUGACUGACACAGCUCGACUACUCUCCAUGCACCGUGUGCCUCAGCACUGCUGACUGACUAGACACGUUGUAGGAGCAGGGACUACUGCUGACAGAGAGAAGCCGGGGUUUCCUAAGAACAGGGCUGGUCAUGAGAAGGAGCAGUGCCCCGUGAGCCGUGCAGCAGCGCCUGAGCUCCGUCCGCCGUUGGGUUGCACGACCUGGAUUUAUAUAUAGCAGUGACAUCCAACCAGCAUGGCAUCUGUGGCCCUCCAGGUUAUGAUUGGGUUAACUGCGUACAUCAGUUGGAUCUCAGGAUCUUCACAUCCGCAGGCAAGAGUGACUUUGACAUUCGAUGAGCUUCAACAGACAAAGACGUCAGAGUUUUACAGUAUAUCCCAGGGCCCCCUGGACUACAGAAUAUUGCUAAUGGAUGAAGAUCAGGAUCGAAUCUAUGUGGGCAGCAAAGAUCAUAUUCUGUCUCUCAACAAUAACAACAUUAGUCACAAUCCUCUGAGUGUUUUCUGGCCGGCUUCUACAAACAAAGUUGAAGAGUGCAAGAUGGCUGGCAAAGAUCCCACACAUGGCUGCGGAAAUUUCGUACGUGUAAUUCAAAGCUUCAAUCGAACUCAUUUGUACAUUUGUGGAAGUGGAGCCUUCAGUCCUAUUUGCACAUAUGUCAACAGAGGGCGCAGGUCUGAGGACCAUCUAUUUUUAAUUGAUUCCAAGAAUGAAUCUGGGAAAGGGCGCUGUUCUUUUAACCCCAAAGUGAACACUGUUUCUGUUAUGAUCAAUGAAGAGCUCUUUUCGGGAAUGUAUAUUGAUUUCAUGGGCACCGAUUCUGCCAUUUUUCGCAGUCUUACAAAACGAAAUCCAGUGAGAACGGAUCAGCACAACUCCAAGUGGUUAAGUGAGCCAAUUUUUGUGGAUGCCCAGAUCCUGCCAGAUGGAACAGAUCCAAAUGAUGCAAAAGUUUAUUUCUUUCUCAAAGAAAGGUUGACUGACAACAGUGGCAGCACAAAGCAAAUCCAUUCCAUGAUAGCAAGAGUUUGCCCAAAUGAUAUUGGUGGACAAAGAAGUCUUGUUAACAAGUGGACAACAUUUUUAAAGGCACGGCUUGUGUGCUCAGUGAUGGAUGAUGAUGGGACCGAGACUCAUUUUGAUGAGUUAGAGGAUGUUUUUCUCAUGGAAGCAGACAAUCCUCGAUCUACUCUUGUCUAUGGAAUUUUCACAACUUCAAGCUCAGUCUUUAAGGGGUCUGCAGUAUGUGUUUAUCACAUGUCUGAUAUUCAGACUGUUUUUAAUGGUCCAUUUGCACACAGAGAAGGUCCAAACCACCAGCUGAUUCCUUACCAGGGUAGAAUUCCCUAUCCAAGGCCUGGGACGUGCCCAGGGGGUGCUUUUACUCCAAAUGUGCUCACAACUAAGGAAUUCCCGGAUGAUGUUGUUACCUUCAUAAGAAACCAUCCACUUAUGUUCAACUCAAUUUAUCCAGUGCAUAAGAGACCUCUUUUAAUAAGAACAGGCACCGACUACAAGUAUACAAAAAUAGUGGUGGACAGGGUAAAUGCAGCAGAUGGGAAGUAUCACAUCUUGUUUCUCGGGACAGACAAGGGAACAGUACAGAAAGUGGUUGUUCUUCCUGGUAACAGCUCCUCUAGUGGAGAGCUAAUUUUAGAAGAACUGGAAGUUUUUAAGAGUCAUGCUCCUAUUAAGUCAAUGAAGAUUUCUUCAAAAAAGCAACAAUUGUAUGUUAGCUCUGAAGAAGGUGUCACUCAGCUCUCUUUACACCGCUGUCAUAUUUAUGGGCCUGCAUGUGCAGACUGCUGCCUGGCCAGGGACCCUUAUUGUGCCUGGGAUGGAAACUUCUGUUCUAAGUUUUACCCUUCUGGGAAAAGAAGAAGCAGAAGACAGGACAUAAAACAUGGAAAUCCAGUUACCCAGUGCCGUGGAUUUAAUCUAAAAGAGUAUAGGAACACUGAAGAGAUUAUUCAGUACGGAGUCAGAAAUAACACAACUUUCUUGGAGUGCAUUGCAAAAUCUCCACAGGCCUCUGUCAAAUGGCUUCUGCAGAAAGAUAAUGAUCGAAGGAAAGAGGUGAAGCUGAAUGAAAGGUUAAUUUCUACUGGUCAAGGGCUGCUUAUCCGAUCUGUUCAGGACAUUGACCAAGGAUUGUAUCACUGUAUAGCCACAGAGAAUUCAUUUAAGCAAACCAUAGCAAAAAUCAAUUUGAAAAUCUUAGACCCAGAGCUUGUAACUUUCAUGACUGACAAAGCUCAGUGGAUCUGGGCCAGCACAUUGAGUGGACUCACGUUUCACCCCAAGGACCUCACUGGAUCAUUUAGUCACUCCGAGAUGCAGAUAAUUAACCAAUACUGCAAAGAGAGUAGGCAGAAGAAAAACCCAGUCCCAGAAAUCCCCAAGCACAAAGGGGAAUAUAGCAAGCUAAAACUCCUUAUGAAUACCAGGAAAAGCAGGAACCGGAGAAAUCAAUUGCCUGGGUCUUAAGGAUUUGCUGCUCUUCCAAUCACCGUUAUGAGUAGCGUUACAAACCACCUAGCUGCAAACAGAAUGACCCAAAAAUUAUAAAAACCCAAUUGGCUUAUUUAAGGAGUUUCUGCUCUUCUAAUCACAGUUAUGAGUAGUGUUACAAACCACCCAGCUGCAAACAGAAUUUAAUUUUUUUUCUAAACCCAACUUGCUUAUUUAACAAUAACAUCAAGUCAACCUAUGAUAUGGAAGUCCUUCUUUUAUAGCAGCAGCUAAAUGCCCAAGCAGUUUAGCAUGUUUCACUGAUGUCAAAUCGUUGGUGGAACAUGCCACAUAGCCUUGUUUUUUCUCUUUAUGUGUUAGCAUAAAUUUGCUAUUAUUAAACCUUAUUUAUUAGAUUUUUUAUUCAGAUUGUAAUUAAUUGCAACAAACACUGUUGGUCCAGAGUCUAUUUAUACUUCUGACUGUAGAAAUGUAGAACCUUCUAAAUGUAAUAGAGUGCUCCAAGAACGUGUCUUAAUACAUUAUGUUACAGAGGACCUAUAACUCCACAGUACUUUUAGCAACGUACUAUCAUGCAAUAAUUUGUUGGUAAGAUAAAGCAAUGAAAUGUUUUAUGUCCAUGUUGUAUGUAUUUUGAUACAUAUACAUUGUUAUGUGGGAUAAUUUAACAACUGCUGUAACCCAUAUUAGUGUAGGAAUCAGAAGGAAAUAGGAAAGUAAUGUAAAUCAUGGUUGGGAAAGAAAGAAGAUGGUAUGAGAGAGAGAGGAAAGGGGUGAGGGCUAAUGUUAGAAGAUUCUGAUAGGUCUCCAUUUAAAAGGAAUUGUGAACGUCUGUAUUAAAACAAUUGUU
Molecule: messenger RNA, 4010 nt
Organism: Bufo gargarizans (Asiatic toad)
Lineage: Eukaryota; Metazoa; Chordata; Amphibia; Anura; Bufonidae
Gene: SEMA3C
Product: semaphorin 3C
Exons: 18
Coding region: 923-3175 (750 amino acids)
Biological process (GO): positive regulation of cell migration; neural crest cell migration; negative regulation of axon extension involved in axon guidance
Molecular function (GO): semaphorin receptor binding; chemorepellent activity
Source: RefSeq, a predicted model, not a curated record